Messenger RNA from Pongo pygmaeus (Bornean orangutan), 941 nucleotides. It is a transcript of the gene BSX, whose product is annotated as brain specific homeobox. The record is from RefSeq and is a predicted model, not a curated record. Bases 164 to 862 code for a protein of 232 amino acids. The transcript has 3 exons. Gene Ontology annotation, molecular function: DNA binding; DNA-binding transcription factor activity, RNA polymerase II-specific. Gene Ontology annotation, biological process: regulation of DNA-templated transcription. Lineage: Eukaryota; Metazoa; Chordata; Mammalia; Primates; Hominidae.
GUCUUCUUGCCUCUCCAGCGCCCGGGGUAGCCCAGGCCCGGGAGAGAGCAGCGGAGAUUCGAGCCUCGGAGGGUGGUUGCCGGCUUUCGAGCAGGCUUGGAGACUCUGCCUGCGUCCUCCACUUCGUCCCGGCCCUUGUCCUGUGGCAGGUGCUCCGCUCAAGAUGAAUCUCAACUUCACCUCUCCUCUACACCCGGCGUCUUCUCAGAGGCCCACAUCCUUCUUCAUCGAGGACAUCCUGCUGCACAAGCCCAAGCCGCUGAGAGAGGUGGCCCCAGACCAUUUCGCCAGCUCUCUGGCCUCUCGGGUGCCUCUGCUAGACUAUGGCUAUCCCCUCAUGCCCACACCCACCCUCUUGGCUCCUCACGCCCAUCACCCUCUGCAUAAGGGAGACCACCACCAUCCUUAUUUCCUCACCACCUCGGGGAUGCCCGUCCCAGCGCUGUUCCCGCACCCGCAGCACGCGGAGCUGCCGGGGAAGCACUGCCGCCGCCGCAAAGCCCGCACGGUUUUCUCUGACUCGCAGCUCUCGGGCUUGGAGAAGAGGUUCGAGAUCCAGCGCUACCUGUCCACGCCAGAGCGAGUGGAGCUGGCCACGGCCCUCAGCCUGUCCGAGACGCAGGUGAAAACGUGGUUCCAGAACCGGCGGAUGAAGCAUAAAAAGCAACUGCGGAAAAGCCAAGACGAACCCAAAGCACCAGACGGGCCAGAAAGCCCCGAGGGCAGCCCCCGCGGUUCAGAGGCCGCCGCCGCCGAGGCUCGGCUGAGCCUGCCCGCCGGUCCCUUCGUGCUGACCGAGCCAGAGGACGAGGUGGACAUUGGAGACGAGGGGGAGCUGGGCUCAGGGCCGCACGUGCUCUGAGUCGCCAGGCUGGGGAGGGUAGUAGGCAGAGGAGGAGACUGCGGGGCAGAGCGCGGUUCCCUCCCGGACCGGAAGACUC